AUGUUGACCACCACUUCUCUUCCGGACGAGCUAACGGGAGAUGUGACGAUUGUUGGAUACGACGAUCAGCAACCAAAACUCGCCACCUCACACGAAGACAUCACCUCACAGCGCCUUAUGAAGGCUCACGUCGAGAACAAUUCCAAGCAGGUUCUUGAUCCCAGUGAUGUUGAGAAAGCGCUUGAAACUGUCAGCAGCCAAGCUGUGCAGAGGAAGACGGAAAAGGAGCUGAAAAAGAUGGUAAAGGAGCAGGACAAGGCGGAAAAGGAGCAGGACAAGGUAGAAAAGGAGCAGAAGAAGCGACAAAAACAGGAGCAACAGGAAUCGACUACAAGCGUCCCAUCCGAUCGACAGCAACCACCACAACUACACGACUUCUGCCCCACUGGGACAUAUAUCAGCAUGGUAAUAACCUACCCUGCUGAUGUAGUCAAUUUCCAAGUUGUUCGGCCUGAUCCCAAGCCCGAACUUAAGGGCCUCCAACCUGUGUCCAUCGAUAUCAAUGGCCUCUUCCACUAA
This is a messenger RNA of Linnemannia hyalina, 519 nucleotides long. Lineage: Eukaryota; Fungi; Mortierellomycota; Mortierellomycetes; Mortierellales; Mortierellaceae. The record is from the annotation of a GenBank genome assembly.